CGGUUAGACGUUCGUUUUCAGUGCACAGUUCGAUUUGUUUUGGUUUAUGCAGACUGCGCUUUGUCACGGGGAGCCGAAGUCCACCGCGGCACUCUAACCUGGCCGUUACACAUCUUUGACUUACUGACGAACCCUGGAACAACCCCUCCUCCGGCGUCCGUGUUUCGCCACCCCCUUUCCGGGCCAGCGCCUACCUCGUCGCUCCGUUAUCGGACCCCAGAAGCUGGCCUGCUAGUUAGCAAACAAGCUAACGAUUGCCUGAUUUCACCCAUGUCCUCUGAAGAAGGGUUGAGCUCAACGAUCACGGAUUGGCUUUUCAUCAAUUCCUGGUGGCUCCUUCUGCCAUUCAUCAUGCUUCUUGUAGUUGCUGCCUUCAUUGUGGCUUUUGUGUUGCUGUUAUACAUGAUAUCGCCUCUUAUUAGUCCCAAACCAUUGAAACUGAACGGGGCCCACGUCGUGGUGACAGGCGGCUCAAGUGGGAUUGGGAAAUGCAUUGCUGUUGAGUGCUACAGGCAAGGAGCAUUCAUCACUUUGGUGGCACGGGAUGAGGCUAAAUUGCUUCAAGCAAAGAAAGAGGUGGAGAAAUUUGCCAUCAAUGACAAGCAGGUGGUGCUCUGCAUAUCAGUGGAUGUUUCCAGUGAUUAUAGCCAGGUGGAAAGUGUGAUAAAACAGGCUCAAGAGAAGCUGGGCCCUGUUGAUAUGUUGGUGAACUGUGCUGGAACAGCCUUUUCUGGAAAGUUUGAAGAAGUGGAAGUGGACCGUUUUAAAAAACUGAUGGAAGUGAACUACCUGGGCAGCGUUUACCCAACACGGGCCGUCAUAACCACCAUGAAGGAGCGAAGAAUGGGCCGCAUCAUGUUUGUGUCCUCACAAGCAGGCCAGAUCGGCCUGUUUGGAUACACUGCCUACUCCCCAUCCAAGUUUGCCCUGCGUGGCUUAGCAGAGUCGCUGCAGAUGGAGAUAAAGCCAUACAAUAUCUAUGUGACUGUGGCCUACCCCCCUGACACCGACACACCAGGAUUGGCUGAGGAAAAUAAGACAAAGCCUCUAGAGACCAGAUUAAUCUCUGAAACAUCUGGAGUUUGCCAACCAGACCAAGUGGCCAAAAUCAUUGUUCGGGAUGCAGUGCAGGGAAACUUCAACAGCUCUGUGGGACCUGAUGGCUACAUGCUAUCAGCCCUCACCUGUGGAAUGUCACCUGUCACCUCCAUCACAGAAGGACUCCAGCAGAUUGUUACCAUGGGAUUGUUUCGGACCAUCGCCCUCUUCUACCUGGGGAGUUUCGACAGCAUUGUGCGCCGCUGCAUGAUUCAGAGGGAGCAGUCGAAAGCAGCUGACAAGAGGGAGUAACAGCAAGCCUUACCCUCUUCACAGCCCAAUGCCCCUACUCUUCCACACACACAGCCCCGUCCCAUCCCCUCUUCCAGCCUGUACUAGUGCACAACCGUAGGUGGGAAAAAGGCCACGCUUUGAGUGUAUUUUAGAUAUCAACUUAAUAGAUUGGAUGAAAGAAAGUGCCAGAUGUUUACUCUUUGCUUGUCCAGUGAUGUAACUCUUCCAUAGACUUCACAGUUGUUUUGAUUUUUCCUCUCAAAGCAUUCCAGUGACUUUUUCCAUUUAAUGUGUACACCUGCUUCUUUUUGUGGGAGCAGCCUUACUUUAAGGGAGUGAGGGCAGACUAAACAUCCCGUAAGCUAGUUUUAAAGUAUGUAGGCUUUGUAAAAAAAAAUGACAGAUAUCAGGCCUCCCUGCCUUCACUCACACAGUGCUGUGUUUUGUUUUCUCAUAGAGAGGAAAAGCAACAGAUAGCCUGUCUGACCGGUUGUGCCAAAUAUGGCUUUAAGUUCCUUCCCACAGGGGGCUAUAUUGAAAACCAGAAUGGUAACUUUCAACGUUUGUCAUAUUGUUCCAUGUAUUUCAAAACUAGGUCCACAUCGAAUUUUACAGUUUCCACCAAAAGGGGCCCUCCCUCCCUCUCAUACCACAAGUCUUUGCAGGCAAAGCAUCUUCCUGUUUGACUGAAUAACCUCUGUGUUUGAAACCAGUUGUGACCCUCAGCGUUUUGUUUAUGCUGUGGGAUAUUUUGUUUUUGUGCUGUGUGUGAACCAAGCCAAGAUUUGAUACAGUGUUACUCUUCAGUGAUAUCAGAGAGAGAGAGAGAGAGAGAGAGAGAGAGAGAGCGAGCAUGUGUGAAGUGUUUGAUUGUUUGUUAAAUUUUACUAAUGCAAAAACAUAAUUUUCAGAAAAUAAUAAUAUUCAAAAAAUGUAGACACUUCGGGUAAAGAUUUUUGGGUGAGCUGUGUGCAUGAAUGCGUGUGUGUGUCUGCUAUGACUGAGCCUUCCCUUGGGGAGAGAAAAGCCAUUAGAUUUUUAUUGUCUCGGGAAUAAACACACCAAAUUAUUUUCUCAUCACCCCUUCUUAUCUGAUUGAGAAAGGAAAGCAGGUACUAUGGGUUGAAGCCAUGAAGUCAAAAGUCAAAAGAUAUUGGGGGGGGUGGGGGGGUAAAACCAGCACAGGUAGUUCCCCUUUUACCUGUGAAUUGGACCAAGUUGAAAACACUAUUCUUCAUUUAAUGUAUAAAAGGAAGCGUAUCAAUUUUACAUGCAGUUUUAUGUGUCAGUGCACAUAUUCAGCCACCCCAGUCAAGAUCCAAGUGGGAUCCAUAAUCUGUUGGGGUGGUGUAAGUCAGGGGCAGGGCAAGACUUGCUGGUUCAAGUCAUGUCCCUGUGGGUCUAGUGAGGGCGCUAGAGAUUUGUUUUACAUAAAAGCCUAGAGGGACUAGCAUGGAAGUGUGAUCUUUGUCCCUCUGAUUUUGACCUGCUGUCAACCUGUCAUGCACACUCGGGACUUUGUAGCUCCGUUAAUGCCAAUAUCGAUUCCCUCCUGAUUUCUGUCAAGCCUUUAAAAAAAAUCUUGAAUUCACCAUAUGUUUUUUUUUUCUAUAUGUUUUGCAUAUAGAGGGAGAAAGAAAGUACAGUGUUGACUCUUGAAAGUCUUCCUUUGGUCCAUCAUAAACAGGGAGAAUGUACUUUAAUACAAAUCAUACAAAUCAGAACAUAGAAAUAUUAUUUUUAAAUACACCAAUAUUUGAAUGCCAAAAUGUGUUAAGACAAUUUCUGUAGAUGCAAUGCAUUUAUUUGAGAUUUACUUUGAUGUUGCUGCUCAGUUGAUCUUAGAGUUAGUUUGUUAAAGCUGUGGAGCAGAGUGGGGACCCAUUCUAAGCCUUAAGACGUGACUACUGAUGAAGCUAAUGCUAUAAGAAUGGACCUGUCCACAGAACAAUGUGGCUUAACCUACAUGUUGUUUACCAGUUGAUUUAAUACUUAAUCUUUAAUACUUUUCAGUGUAAAACGCCGGCUGUUUUGUGUAUUUUGUCUAUUUCCAGUCACAAAAAGAAGCCUUACUGAUAUCCAAGAUAUGAAAGUGAGAAUGGAUGACUCAUGUUGGAUGAUGUUCUCAUUUGAUAUUGGUUAAAGGCAUACUGUCCUGCACUCAAAGAGCUUUUCAUAAUUGUACAUUUAUUGCCAUCAAAAGUUCUCUUUUACCUUGAGGUAGCAACACGUAGUUGAUAGAACAUGUAGCCCAUAUAAAAGCAGUUUUGUUUUAACCUUUAAGCUAUGCAAAUGAAGCCUAUGCUUACAGUAUGUUUCAACAUACAGUCAAGAUGUAAGUUCUGUAACAGUCACGCUAGUUUCCCCUAUUUAAUGGUGUCAGCAUCAGAUACUUGAGUUAUUAAGUAUUGAACAUGGAAGUCAUAAUGCAUUCUUGUUUCAUUCUUCUUUCUUGCUUGUUUACUUUUUUUUUCUGCCAAAAAACUUAACACCUUCACCUUGUGUGCCAUUGAAAGAAAAUGUGAGAAGUGGAACGUUUCUUUGUCUUAUUUUCUUACAUGAUAAACUAAAUAAAUACCUGUGAAGAAAAACAAAACAGAA
Molecule: messenger RNA, 3933 nt
Organism: Dicentrarchus labrax (European seabass)
Lineage: Eukaryota; Metazoa; Chordata; Actinopteri; Moronidae
Gene: kdsr
Product: 3-ketodihydrosphingosine reductase
Exons: 10
Coding region: 271-1350 (359 amino acids)
Biological process (GO): sphingolipid biosynthetic process
Cellular component (GO): endoplasmic reticulum membrane
Molecular function (GO): 3-dehydrosphinganine reductase activity
Source: RefSeq, a predicted model, not a curated record